AUGAACAAAGAGAAAGAGCAAGGAUCGCAUGGAGACUCGACAGCGCCUUCACAGGUCGAAAACUUGGAGCAUAGCGACAAAGGCAACGGGUUGUUAGGAUGCGCUCAAGGAGCACAACGGAAGGAUGAUCACCAGACAUACAAAGACAUCCAUCCUUCUUCCAAAUCAGAGGGAGCUGUUGCCAUCGAUGUCCCUUCAUCCUGCAGUCCAAAGGUAACGCCGCAUCGAACAAGGUCGCCGGAAUACAUCAAGGGCGAUAGUGAGCAGAGGAGCAAGAGGAAGUUGUUCGAGAUCAGCAGGCGUGGGAUCGUCUCUGGUCACUCGGAGAGUGAGCAAGACUAUAUGUCGGAAGACGAUUCCGAUAUCCUUCUGUUCCGAGGGAGUGUCUACAGAGACCUCCCCGACAUUCUUACCUUCGGCACCAAGCACGUGCGCACGUCGAAGAUCUCAUGA
This is a messenger RNA of Guillardia theta CCMP2712, 453 nucleotides long. RefSeq lists its product as hypothetical. Bases 1 to 453 code for a protein of 150 amino acids. The transcript has 2 exons. The record is from RefSeq and is a predicted model, not a curated record. NCBI's taxonomy places the organism in Eukaryota, Cryptophyceae, Pyrenomonadales, Geminigeraceae.